Oryzias latipes (Japanese medaka) is the source of this 6805-nucleotide messenger RNA. It is a transcript of the gene ano2b, whose product is annotated as anoctamin 2b. The record is from RefSeq and is a predicted model, not a curated record. Gene Ontology annotation, molecular function: protein dimerization activity; intracellularly calcium-gated chloride channel activity. Gene Ontology annotation, biological process: chloride transmembrane transport. Lineage: Eukaryota; Metazoa; Chordata; Actinopteri; Beloniformes; Adrianichthyidae. Gene Ontology annotation, cellular component: plasma membrane.
GUGAACAACGAGUUUGACGCCUUCAACGUAAGCAUACUGAUAUGCAGAAGGGAUGCUGUGACUCACUCUCCCCACAACUUUGUUCAAUGAUGUAACGCAUGGUUGUGGCAUCUCUAAGGUACUUGCAAAGUAAACCAAAAAAAAGCAAGAUGAGACAACAUAAAACCACCGCAAAGAGACCAUGCUAGUAGACGAAAAGAAACGAUUAAGUCAAGAACAUUAGUUGCUUUGAUGUAAUAGAAAAAAUAAAGGAGGGAGGCUUAAAAAGGGGCAUUAAAACACGUUUUCAAACCAAUUGGAGCUGUUUCAGUGGGUGUGCAGCGAAGAAACUGCAGUUACAUCAGGGAGGUGUGGACACUGUAAAAAAUGACGACGUUCUCUGCUCAUUCAUCUUAGUUCUGAGCUUUUAAGAUAGUUGCCUCCCUUUUUUAACCCCCAGAAAGCUUUGGAGUAACUGUUUUUUCUUCUUCUUUUCUUUGAAAGUUGACAGCGCUCCCAGAAUGUUCUGGAACACUACAUUUAGGUGAACCAAAGUGACGUUUUUCUGCAGAAAUGUGUGGAGUUGAAAUGAGACGGUGAGGAGUCCGCUCGCAGUAAAAAAAAAAAAAAAAAAAGGUCGAGCCAAACGGCGCGCGGGCAGCAGCGCGCGCUCAGCCACACUGAAAGGGCGGGCGUUUCUUUUUACAGUGCGCUGUGCCUCCGUUGCUGCUCGGGCUGCCUCCACACAUCACAACCACCUCGAGGACGGGAUUUACCCGCGUGCGAGUCCCACGCGCUCCCACAGCGACGCGAAACAAACUGAUGCGGGCGGGCUUUUCUCGCGCCGCGGACUAACUAACGGCCACCUGCUCGGGCGUCUGAUGGAGGGACAGGAUGGGGAAUCCGGCGGCGAUCAGGGACCUGGCUGCUUUUGACGGAGAACCGCGGCAACUUUCACUCCUCCUCACACUCUUCUCCUCUUCUCUCCGCGCGUGUCUCUGAAGCGCAACAGCAUGCAGAUCUCUCCUCUGGAAGACAAGAUCCCAGUCAUGGGAGCACCUCCAAGCCCCCAAGUAAGAAGCGAAGGCCUUCAUUUCCUUGAUGGCAAGCGGAAAGUCGACUACGUCCUGGUUUUCCAUCAACGUCGACACAGCUCCAUACGAUCUCUAGUCAGCGGCUCCGUUUCACAGGACCAGUUAUCCGUAGUCUCCAAUGGCAACUUUCCUCCAACGAAGGGCUCUGAUCCAGCAACAGGAAGAGGAGCUGACAUUCUGGGAGGGGAGGCGGCAAGCGUCGGCGAGGUGUUCAUGGAGCUUGGCAGCGCAAAAGGGAGCGAGCCCAUGGAGGCCAUUGACCAAGAGAUGCACCUGAUCAGACAGGAAUUUGAGGCCAACCUGCUGGAGGCGGGUCUGGAGAUCGAGAGGGAAAAAGAGGUAAAACCCAACGGACCCAGUUUCACUCGGAUCCACGCGCCCUGGCCUGUUCUGUGCAGAGAGGCUGAGUUUCUGAAGAUCAGAGUUCCCACCAAGGCGAGCUAUGAGCUGAAGGAAGAAAGAGGGUUUGGGUCCAGCAUGAGUUCAAUAUGGAGGAAGCUGAACCAGCCCUUCCAGCCCAAAGUGUCUCUUCAGGACCACGGCAGCACCAAGUUUCUGUCACACUGCUUCUCCAGGGACAAGCUUCACCUGUACAACAUCUCGUCUAAAGACACAUUCUUUGACAAUGCUACCAGAGGCAGAAUAGUGUAUGAGAUCCUGAGGCGGACAGUGUGUGUUCGGACAUGUCAGACGAUAGGAAUCAGCACUUUGAUAGCGAAAGGAGUGUACGAUUCUGCCUUUCCCCUCCACGACGGUGACUAUAAGGUCAUCGGACACCUGGAGGAGCGUAACGACAGACAGGUUCUGCAUGAAGAGUGGGCCAGAUACUCAGCCUUCUACAAGUUCCAGCCCAUUGAUCUGGUCAGGAAAUACUUUGGGGAGAAGGUUGGCCUGUACUUUGCUUGGCUCGGCGUUUACACUCAGCUGCUCGUCCCGGCCUCCAUAGUGGGAAUCAUUGUGUUUGGCUACGGGGUUGCAACAGUGGACACUAAUUUACCCAGUCUGGAGAUGUGUGACGAGCGUUUCAAUUUCACCAUGUGUCCUCUGUGUGACGGGGCCUGCGACUUCUGGCAUCUCAGCACUGCCUGUGGCACCGCCAGAGCGUCACACCUCUUCGAUAACCCCGCCACAGUCUUCUUCGCCAUCUUUAUGUCCCUGUGGGCCGUGCUUUUCCUGGAGCACUGGAAGCGCCGGCAGAUUAGUCUGAGCUUCAGCUGGGACCUGACGGGCAUAGAGGAAGAUGAGGAACACCCCCGACCCAAAUACGAGACCAUCCUGCUCCAAAAGAGACAGAGGAAGCAGAAAACUAAGAAAAAGAGGAAAAAAAGUGAGCCAGAGAAGCAGGAGGACGGGGCAGUGACAGGGAAGGACAGAUGGAGACAAAAACUACUGUCUGCCAUGGCUGCAGGAGCACCGCCUGCUGUUGAUAAGCUGACCUGGAAAGACCGUCUUCCAGGAUACUUCAUCAACAUUUCCUCCAUCCUUUUCAUGUUUGGGCUGACGUUUUCUGCGGUUUUCGGCGUAAUCAUCUACCGGAUCACAGUGUCCGCCCUGAUGGCGAUGAGCCCGGACCCAGAGACCAAGUCCAAUGUUCGGGUAACAGUGACGGCCACUGCAGUCAUCAUCAACCUUGUGGUUAUCCUGGUUCUGGACGAAAUCUAUGGAGCAGUGGCACAGUGGCUGACUGAGCUAGAGAUUCCCAAAACAGAAACCAACUUUGAGGAGCGGCUCAUCAUGAAAGCCUUCAUGCUCAAGUUCAUGAACGCAUACGCUCCCAUCUUUUACGUGGCAUUCUUUAAAGGACGAUUUGUGGGUCGACCUGGGAAUUACGUUUACGUUUUUGACAACUACCGCAUGGAGGAGUGUGCUCCAGGAGGCUGCCUCAUUGAGCUGUGCAUCCAGCUCAGCAUUAUCAUGCUGGGAAAACAGCUGAUCCAAAACAACAUAUUUGAGAUCGGCAUCCCCAGGAAGUUAAAGAAGUUGAUACGAUCGUUGAAGGAGAAAGAAGCAACACCGAACGCCAGGGAGGAUGAAAAACCUCCCCAACAGUGGAACCUGGACUACGCCCUGGCCCCCUUUGACGGUCUAACGCCAGAAUACAUGGAAAUGAUUAUCCAGUUUGGUUUCGUCUCUCUGUUCGUGGCUUCGUUCCCAUUGGCGCCACUCUUUGCCUUGUUGAACAACAUCAUCGAGAUCAGACUGGAUGCUAAGAAGUUUGUAACGGAGCUGCGCAGGCCCGUCGCUGCACGCGCUAAAGACAUUGGUAUAUGGUACAACAUACUGAGUGGAAUGGGCAAACUGUCAGUCAUUAUAAAUGCCUUUGUGAUCUCCUUCACGUCUGACUUCAUCCCUCGGCUCGUCUACCAGUACAUGUACAGUCCGUCUGGCACCAUGCACGGCUUCAUUGACCACACACUCUCCUACUUUAACGUAACCAACUUUAAGCCUGGCUCUGCGCCACAGAACUCAGCGCACGAAGACGUCACCUUUUGCCGCUAUAAAGACUACAGGGAGCCCCCCUGGUCUUCAGAUGCGUACCAGCUCUCCAAACAAUACUGGAGCGUCCUGGCGGCCAGACUGGCCUUCGUCAUUUUGUUCCAGAAUUUGGUGAUGUUCCUUGGCCUCAUCGUGGCUUGGGUGAUCCCUGACGUUCCCAAAACCAUCGUUGAGCAGCUCAAGCGAGAGAAGAAGCUGCUAGUAAACCUGUUUCUACAGGAAGAGAAGGAGAAAUUCCAGCUCAUUCAGAGCCUCUUCACCAAGGAUUCCAUCCUCCAGUCCAACAGCCAACCGUCCAACCCAUCCCAGGGCUUACCCAUCCUGGGCCGCUACAGUACUCUGCCCUCAGGCCCCGCGGCUGGAGACGGUGGAGGGGGGGGUCCCAGGGCCAGGUGUAGGGCCGCGAGCUUCAGCCAGUUCAGCGGGAAGACUUGUUCAUCGCCCAAGAACGAAAAUGCAAGCUCAAGACAAACGGCAGUGUGACAUGCACCGCGUUUCUUUGACAGGUUGGGGUGCUUCACCCAGGCCUCUGGGCUGUAACCGGAGCGGCUCGGUCCGCGUCAUUACCCGUGUCGAUGUUUCCUGGUGUGUGUGGCAACAGUAGAGAGUGAAUCGUCAGCGCCCAUCUCAGAACAGUAACAUUUGUAAUCGCUGGUUUCCGUGCGGGUCAAGCUGCGACGUUCGCCCCGGCUGAAUGGGUGCGUGGCUGUAAUGUCCCCUCACACGACUGUUCGCCUGGAAAAGUGUUGUCAUUUUUACUUUUUGGUAAAAAGUAAUUACUUAGAGAGGCACUGAAGCUUCAUAGCGUAGAAAAGCAAUAAUAAUUACCGCAUUAGGCAGCACAACUGAACAUUACAACAACUUUAAGGAGCUAUGAAAUGAAGCACACAACAUCAUGAGCAGACUAAUAAGGCUUAGUGGCAUUAAGGCUGUCUGGUUUGUAUUUUCCUGCUUUAUGCUCUUCAUGUGUUUUUUCGUUUACUGAUUUUGUAGCUUUUACAGGAGUCUGUUUUCUUUCGUCACUUUGAUUCAGGAAUCACGUCAAACCUUUUCUAGUCUGCGCUCCAAGCGUGUUGUGACUGAAGACAGCGCUGCUGGUACGGAUGGACUAAACAUGCCAACGUGGCACACCGUUAGGCCACACCUUCACGCCGAAGAUGCAGUUUUCAAAAAUAACCAAACCUUUUCUAGAGCCAUGUGGACGUUCACAGCUGUUGGCUGACCUUAGAAGGAAGGAAACGAACACUUACUACUGACCCAACACAAUGGGAACAGUGCAAACACAGUUAGAUGAGCAUGACCUCAUUGUCUUCUUUUAUAAAAUAAACCCUAAUAUAUAGUUUGAACCUCACUCAUAAGAACGGGUUCUCCUGCCUGAAACGUCAACAUGCUGUUGGGUUCCAUUGAUGAUCCAGAAAAACACGUCAGGCUGCUGUUCCCCUUUGGUUAAAUCAGAUUACAAUAUUAUGUUUAAUAAUCAAACCUUUUGGACACUGGGCUGAAAAACUACUCUUCUCUAAACAGUUUUGAAAGAUAAACAUCAAACAAAUUUAGUAGACUGUGGUGCAUUGAGACCCACUCUGAUGAAAAUCAUGUUUUUAACAUGUUCUUGUGGCAUUUUUCUCACAUUGAAAGACAUAUAUGAAGAAAAAAAAAGAUUUCUGAGUAUUUCUUUAUCCAAAUCGUAGUGAAUCGGAAACUAACGCAAAAAACCCCCAGAAACUAUGUCCCAGAAAACGACGCAAGUGUUUGGAUUUAGGCUAAAAACGACAUAUUCAAAAUAGAUCAAAAGACGAUAGAAGUGGGACUUUAAUAACGUGAAAAACAACUAUUAAAGAAAUUAUCGGCGUCUUUUUGUAUCAAAUACAAGAGUUAGGAAAAAGGAAAAGUGGGUCAUGAGUUUUUUUAGAUGCGUGACAAUAAGACGUAUCUAAUCUGGAAGCUGGAAGUACCAAAUGUUGUCGAUUCUCAGAUGGUCACUGUAGGCAGUUUACAGAAGAAAAAAAAUUUCUCCAUUGACUUCAAUGUUAGAACGUCCGACUUUUCAGCAAAAAUAAACGUUUGUACAGCCAGGUUACAUGUUUCCGACAGCUGUAGGCAGUGUGGGUUGAGUUGUUUUUAAUUUUUUUAAAUCAAAUGCUCUGAUUCUAUUAGAACUCCAAUUGAUGCAUGAUUAAGGGUGUGUCUUUUAAACCUGGAGUAGAUAGUCCCUUGAUUGGACUAAAAGUAACUCUACUUCACUUUGUCCUCCUUAAAAGUUUAACGUUAAAUGGAAUUUCUUUUCUUGUCAAACCAAGAUAAUUACUAAAAGCUUUGUUUUACUUUUCAAGCUAGUUUGAACGUCUUCAAAAGGGUUUCUUAAUUGGCUAAAGGUGUCUUUGUCUGUACUGCGUUGAGAAACCCUGGCCUGCUUUCUAAAAGGCAAUAUUGGCUUUAAUGUAACCAGAAUUCCUUGCAGAUUCUCUUCAAGAACUGCAACACGUCAAUACUCAAAAGAGCACUGCUUUUCUAAAACUCUUUAAACCAAUGAAUCUUGAUAAAAAAAAUUAAUUUCCAACUGUAAGGUUGGUGGUUCAAUAUCCGGCUUUGGAUGUUUCUUUGUAGUGUCUUUGGGAAAUGACUUCAUUGUUGCUCUUUUAUAACCUGUUUUAGGUAAACUAGGACCAAAUGUGGUAAUAAAAAAGACUCUACAGACAGGGAAGUUGCAGUUUGCAGCUUUUGUUGUUAAGGCUAGAACUCUGCUAAAAGAAAUACCUCCAACUUUUUGAAUUUUAAAUUCUUAAACUACAAAGUGCCCAAGUUCUCAAGCAAACAGGUUUUUUAAAAUCAAACUCCACCCAUAUUCUCACUGCACUUCAUCUUUGAUCGUGCUUGUGUCUUGAAACGUGUGGGUCAUGGUCGGCGCCGUUGUUUGUGUCUCGCUCAGAAAGGUGUCCUUCUGCAUGAUCACACCUUUAUAGGACGAAACGGGAGCCAUUUUGAAGAUCUUAUGUAGAAGUUGUUAACGUGCCGACAUGCUGUAAACCUUCUUUUCUGUUUCUGAUGCCUUGUAAUCGUUUUUAUUUUCUAACAUCUGUGUGCUCAGCUAGAACUCAAUCACAGACUGUUAACUUCAAAUGUAUUAAGAACUGACUUAAGGAAAUUGUGACAAAGAAAUAUUUGUUAUACAAGCUUCUGUUGUUCAUGCUUACCUUAAGAAAGUGUACACAUUCUUAAAUACAGAACUAUUCCAUGAC